Messenger RNA from Acanthosepion pharaonis, 528 nucleotides. The record is from the annotation of a GenBank genome assembly. Lineage: Eukaryota; Metazoa; Mollusca; Cephalopoda; Sepiida; Sepiidae.
AUGUAUCUGUAUAUCUAUCUAUCUAUGCCUGUUAAUUAUCUAUCUAUCUAUCUAUCUAUCUAUCUAUCUAUCUAUCUAUCUAUCUAUCUAUCUAUCUCAUUCUGUUCAUAUCUAUCUAACUAUCUAUAUAUCUAUAUAUAUCUUCGUUUUUCCAUUAUCUACCUUCGUCUUCUCCCGGCCGAAAGCACUCAUAUCUAUCUAUCUAUCUAUCUAUCUAUCUAUCUAUCUAUCUAUCUCAGUAUGUUCAUAUCUAUCUAUCUAUCUAUCUAUCUAUCUAUCUAUCUAUCUAUCUCAGGAUGUUCAUAUCUAUCUAUCUAUCUAUCGUCGUCUGUUCAUUAUCUAUCUAUCUAUUUAUCUAUCUUUUUUAAUAUGCUCAUAUCUAUCUAUCUAUCUAUCUAUCUAUCUAUCUAUCUCAGUAUGUUCAUAUCUAUCUAUCUAUCUAUCUAUCUAUCUAUCUAUCUAUCUAUCUUCACUUUUCUUUCUUUUUCUCUGCUAGAUUCAUGUACAUUUGUGACUUUAAUUUUUUGA